CCUUUGUUGGCCUUUUAUUUACUUAGAAAUGCCAACGCAAUUUCGUUAAGCCCUGAAAUGGAUUCGACAACCAAACCGAUAUAAACCGGCUGCCUUCGCUGCCAAAUUGGCGAAUUCGUAAAGAAAUAUUGGACUAAAUGUUUCCAAAUGAACAUUUAGAUAGGAAGAAGGAUGAGAGAGGAGCAUCUUCUCGGUAUGAUGGACAUGAUCGUGAAUAUCGCCGUAGACGGCGUCAUGAACAGGAUGAACGUGGCUUGAGAAGAAGAGAACGACGUGAACGGUCACAUAGUCCUCAAAGGAAGAGGUCUUAUGAGGGUCAAGAAUCUUAUAAACGAAAUGCGGAGCAAGAGUUUUCGCGGAAAAAUGAUUAUUUUCGUUCUCGUUUUACUGGAGCUACAGAUCAGGAUACCUCACAAAGGAACGAUUCUAGGCUUGGAAAUUUGGAGGGAAUGGACUUUGGAGUGUAUGGAACACGUAUGUCGAAAGAACCUGCUUAUGAAGAACCUAAACAAACUCCUGGGCGGUUUAUCAAAGCUACUCAAUCAGAUCGUCCUUCUGGGGACACAACUAGGGAGGUGAUAGAUGAACAGCCUGCAAAAAGUCAGCGUUUAGAGUACAUAAUUGGUGACAAUGGUUCACGCUGGCGAAUGAUGAAGCUUCGGCGUGUUUUCGACAUGGCAAAGGAUAGCCAUCGACCUGUUGAAGAUGUGGCUCUUGAAAGGUAUGGUUCUUUAGAAGAGUUUGAUGAUGCUUUAGAAGAAAAAGAAGAGUUAGAUCAUCGAAAAGCAACGGGUAAAAUAAAAAAAGAUGCACCGACAGGCGAAAAGUAUCGGAAUCGCUUAGAGAAUGAGCGAAAGAGUAACCCCUUACCACCAGAAUCUUCUUCUUCUUUUUCAAAGCCUACUCAGGAUGAUUUGAAUAAAGUAAAAGCGCAGGUUUUACGAGCGCAGGCUAAAAACUCUUCAGACUAUGAAGCUUUGAAACAGCAAUAUGAUACCAUGUAUAAAAGGUUUGAGGAUACCACAGACGGAAAUGAUCAGUCCCGCUUGGAACCAUUUUUAAAUAAAGGCGACCCCUCUAUCGAAGAAAUGGUUCAAGAGGAGAAGCUUUUGAACAAAUUGGACAAGCAUGGAUUGAAUAAGGACUAUGCAAAACGUAUUACCAGAGAUAGCAGAUUCUCGAAUGAUUUCGAUUAUCUCGAUGAAAACGCAAACAGAUUAGCCGAUCGUAUGAAUCGAAGAGAAAUUGAUAUGAACCAUGUUUUUCAAGGAGGAAAUUUAUCAAAAAUGAACCGCGUACUCGAUUCUUGCCCGUUGUGUAUGAGUAUUAAUUCACAGCCGCUAGCACCUGUCAUUGCACUAAGCCAUCGUGUGUAUCUUUCUUUACCAACGAAACCUGAACUAGCAAAGUAUCAUUGCUUAAUUGUUCCUACUAAUCACCGUGUAAACAUGCUCUCCUGUGAUGAAGAUGAAUGGGAUGAGGUUAGGAAUUUUAUGAAAUGCAUCGCUCUAAUGUUUGAUUCUAUGGGGAUGGGUGUUAUUUUCUACGAAAACGCUCCUUCACCUCAAAGAUUUCUACAUACUGCAAUAGAAUGCGUACCUGUACCUAAACGCACACUCUCUUUGGCACCAGCUUAUUUUCGUGAAGCUAUUUUAACUUCUGAUGACGAAUGGUCGCAGCAUCGCAAAAUCAUUGAUACAAUGAAAGGUGCUGAAAAAUAUGGAAAAUUGGCUUUCCGAAAAAUGAUGGUUAAAGAGUUGGGCUAUUUUCAUGUUUGGUUCACGGUAGACGGGGGUUUUGGACAUGUUGUCGAAAAUGAAAAAAUAUGGGGUCAACAUGAUCAAGUUCCAAGGCAAGUAUUCGCAAGUAUGCUUAACCUUCCACCGGAAGUUAUACGAAGAAGAGGCAAAUGGACUGGCAUAAGGGAUCCAGCUGAAGAUGCUUUCCGAGCUCGUUUUCGUCCAUUCGAUUGGACUCAAAGCCUAUUGGAAUGAUUUCUUACUUAAGACUUUUUAUUUAUUUUUAACAUAGUAAUGUUGUAUACUAGUUGUUAAGAAAAAAGGACCAUUGGAAGAUAGCACCAGGGAAUAAUGUUGAAAUAAAAAAAAAGCUUUCUUAUCUCAAGAAACCUUAAAAGUUUUACAGUACACAAACAUUGUUCAUAUCAUAUCAUAAAAAUGCAC
This is a messenger RNA of Schizosaccharomyces cryophilus OY26, 2183 nucleotides long. RefSeq names its product complexed with Cdc5 protein Cwf19. The record is from RefSeq and is a predicted model, not a curated record. NCBI's taxonomy places the organism in Eukaryota, Fungi, Ascomycota, Schizosaccharomycetes, Schizosaccharomycetales, Schizosaccharomycetaceae. Bases 138 to 1994 code for a protein of 618 amino acids. The transcript has 3 exons. Gene Ontology annotation, cellular component: post-mRNA release spliceosomal complex. Gene Ontology annotation, biological process: mRNA splicing, via spliceosome.